GUGUCUCCUUUAGGAUUCUCACCCGUUCUUACUCUUGUGUCUCGUGUCUCUGUCUCGUGUCUUGUGUGUCGUGUGUCGUGUGUCGUGUCUUGUGUCUCGUGUCUUGUGUCAUGCUUGCUCUCUCUUGUCGUUGUAUUCAUCUUGACAUGGUCCCCACGCGUGUGCCGCCGUGAAGGAUCGCUGCGGCGGGCGGCAUCCUUCGGAGCAUCAACAUGGAUGGCGGCUUUCCUUUUGGCUUGGCAACUUCAAGUCCUUCGGCGUCGUCACGCCAGUUGGGCUGUGUCCCUACGAAACCAUGCAUUCCAUCUGCUAGCAGCUUCACAGAAUUCGGCGUCCCGUCUCAAGAUUGCGCCCUAUCGCACUCAUACCGUCGACAUGUUCGACUGCAGAAAUUGACUCCAACUGAAGGAACCAAUUGCCAUGCUACAACACCAACGGAGCUUCAACAGCCCACAGUACCGUGCAACUCACCUCAUGCAUACCUGGCGAUCGCAACCGCGAAUGGGCUGCUGUCCAACAAUCGACCGUUGGCGUCUUCCCUUCACGAUGGGUCCAGACUUCCAAGAGGGCAUACGUCCGGCAGUCGCUUCUACUACCGCAUGUCGACGAAGCCGUUCUGGCUGAUCACUGCUUUGUCUUGGGUGGGUGUCCUGCGACUAACACCUCAUUACACGACGAUCAAGACUGCCUGGCCUCAAAGCUGCGUUCGCAUGGCGCUGUUCAGACAUGUUGUCGCACCCAGAACAGUGAUCAACGCCGAGCCGUACACCGCACUAAAUGGCUGAGCGACUAUCUCAUCUGGAGCAAGUUUUCGGUCUUGACCUCGAGGUAUGGGUGGCAACUGUCCAGAUGGCUUUUCUCCUCGCAUUUGACGGCUGUGUGAGAGCCAGUGGCUUGUCUCCAAGACACACUCGGCUUUCCAGUUCUGGCUCCGUGCUAGGUUUGAGUUUGGUCUACAGUGGCUUGGCUCUUGCGAUAACGCCCUUCUCCUGGCCUUGUCGACUGCUUCAGCCGUCAAGCCGCCAGUGCGAAGCGUUCUCAGCAUACAGUGGCGGCCCAAUG
This is a messenger RNA of Macroventuria anomochaeta, 1062 nucleotides long. RefSeq lists its product as uncharacterized. Lineage: Eukaryota; Fungi; Ascomycota; Dothideomycetes; Pleosporales; Didymellaceae. The transcript has a single exon. The coding region runs from base 213 to 785 and encodes 190 amino acids. The record is from RefSeq and is a predicted model, not a curated record.